AGGGUCCAGAGGGUGUCAUGUGCUCAGCCUUGUCCUCCCAUAACACAGACAGGGAAACAGGAGAGGGAGUCAAGAUCCAGAAAGUUAGAAUCAACCAGCGGGAAGCUUUCUCGCUCAGUGGAUUUACUAAAGUUCAAGAGGAGUGACUGUUUGUGACUCUUUUUGUCACAUGCAUUCGCAGUAGUUGGAGGGGGGGAAAACAAAUCAGACAGUGUUGACAUCCAGUAUCUGAGUGGCUGCUGAAUCCUGGACCAUGAAGCUCAGUGUGGCAUUGUUUUUUGCAGGGCUCUUCGGGGCUCUUGCAGCCGUGUUCAUCCUGCUUUCGUUUGGAACUGAUUAUUGGCUGCUGGCCUCGGAGAGCUGUCAAACAAACCCUGACGAAACUGUCAGCCCGGCUGGUGUGAUCAUAGAGGAGGCAGCCAGAGACGUCACUCUGUACCAUGAGGGGUUUUUCUGGAAGUGUUCGUUUGGAGGCAGCGAGGGAGAUGACCAUCUGAUGUGGAAGCUCUGGUUCACAAAUCAGCCCCACUCUAAAGUGUGCAUGCACGCCUACCUCUUCCCUUUCCCCGUGUCUCAUCAGACCCACAAUGCAACAGAUUAUGAUUCUGCUAUAAUCUACAGAGGUUUCUGGAGCAUCUUCAUGCUGAUCGGUGUGGCAGCUGUGGUGCUCGGCGGGUUCUUCAUCAUCUGUGCCGCUCCGUUCGCCAGCCAUCGCCUGUACAAAGCAGGAGGAGGCCUCUUCCUGGUCUCAGGCCUGUUCCUGCUGUGUGUGGUGGUGAUGUACGUCCUGUGGCUGGAGGUGUUGGACGUGUUGGAUCUCUACAUAGAACACCAGCGCUCUGCAGUGUGUCCUACCUUCCAGCUGUCCCACCACUACGGCCUCUCCUUCAUGUUCGCCCCUGUUGGCAUUUUCUUCUGCCUCCUUGCCGGCCUUCUUUUCCUCCUCAUCGGCCGAACCGUCCAGAUACACUGCCACUGAGGUUAGAGGAAGCAUUUAGAUUCAGUUUUUAUUUUCUUUCUUUUUUUUUUUUACCACUGUGGUCUUGAUUUUUCCCCAAGUAGGGCUCUGGAGAUUGUAGCUCUGAGGUUUAUAUUGGCUGAUCCUUUUUGAAUACUGUUGCAGAAUCAACCUUUUUUAGGGUCUAUUUAAAGGUAGUAGUAUAAAUGACCUAUGGUGUACAUGACUUUAGUUUGAAUCUGUGGGCAAUGAGUGUAUGUGCAAAAACUAUCAUGUGCUGAAAAGGUUAAAGUGCACAGUAUGAAGCUAAGAAUGAUGCACAAUUGUUCUGUAUAUACAAUGAUAAGAGUCCGUGUUUGGUUAAACAGCACCUUGCCAUGAUGUUCAAUUCAAAUAAAAAAUACAAAUCUGGAGGUCCAUUAAAUCAUACUAAAUAUGUCAUCUUUAAAAACUGAUCACACCUUAUAAAGAAAACAGCUAAACAGCCGAGUCGUUACUCAAACA
Messenger RNA from Labrus mixtus (cuckoo wrasse), 1462 nucleotides. It is a transcript of the gene tmem182a, whose product is annotated as transmembrane protein 182a. The coding region runs from base 254 to 979 and encodes 241 amino acids. Gene Ontology annotation, cellular component: membrane. The record is from RefSeq and is a predicted model, not a curated record. Lineage: Eukaryota; Metazoa; Chordata; Actinopteri; Labriformes; Labridae. The transcript has 5 exons.